AGGAACAGGCAUCAUCUUCACGACAGAAAUAUCCUAAUGAUAUGUCGGCACAUGACUUUGAAUUUAAUGGCAAGCCAUUUAUGAGGAGGGUGUCUCUGGCCCAGACAUUGUCAAAAUCUAUCGUUACCUGGGAGUUUACAAGCUCGUCAUUCAAGGACACAGUUCAAUGAAGAUCAAUACCAGAGGAAUAUAACAGAACCUUCAAAGCUGAAGGACUUUAUGGGGACAGAUUCCCUUAUGAUCGACAGAACACAAAAACAACAGAAAAAGAAUAUACGUGCCAGUAUGAACUGCCUAACUCUCCUCAUUCAUGAUUUCAAGAUCUGGUACAAACGAUGGAAACACAAACGCUGGGAACUGCCUCUGCUCAUAAAGUACAUCGAAAAAAUAGAAAGUAACUUUGGGUCCGGUCUUGGCUCCCUGUUUGUAUUUGCCCGCUGGGUGCUGUGUCUGAAUAUUGGACUGAGUGUACUUUGGUCAGGCCUGGUCAUACUUCCAACAGCUGUUACAUUCUCCUACAACAAAAUCACAGUGGAUUUCAACUUUAAAAAUCUACUGGAUGGCAGGGGAGCAGUGGGACAGUCCUGGUUAUUCUUUGGAAAAUAUCAGGCAAAAGUAGGCAAUGAUUACUGGUUGUCUGUGGCAUAUUUGUUCCUCCUACUUAUCACCUACUUUGGCAGUCUGCUACUGAUCAUGAGGAGUAUUGGAGAAGCCAGUCUGCCAAAGUCAGCGUCCCCACUCCAGAGCCACAACAAGUUCUCACUUCUGCUGUUCACAUCCUGGGAUCACUCCAUCACCAAUAAGGAGGCAAGCAGUAACAUGGUGUAUGGUAUAGCCAGCAUCAUCAAGGACAACCUGUAUGAGGUAAAGGCAUCCGAUGCUGAGCGUAAACGCAGUGUGAAGGAAAAGCGAGGCAUUUACUGUCGUCGUAUCCUGGCCUGGUUCUUUACCAUUCUGUUGGUCGGAGGUGGGUGUACACUCAUUGUCUUCCUUGUCAUCUAUAAUGUCUCCGGUCUAAUAAAGGAACAGGGAGAUGUGAGCCUAUCUGAGGACAGCUUAGUAAUUGUGUACAGCACUCCAAUUAUCUUCACACUCAUCAAUGUCCUGGUGCCUGUGUGUAUCAAACAGUUACCCAAGUUGGAAGAUUAUCAUAGCGGAAGAACAGAGCUCUACAUCACACUGGCUCGAGUCUUCUUCCUCAGGAUGGCUAAUCUCUUCUGUCUGCUUAUAUCUUUGUACACCAAUAUUAGCUCCCAUAUUGAAGGUGGUGGAUGUCUGGGAACUGUCAUUGGUCAAGAGAUCUACAAACUGGUUGUCAUGGAUACCAUCAUUCAUGUAAUAUUCAUUACUACUUUCAAGUUUCUACCUUAUUACUGGACCAAACAGAAGUCUGAAUUUGACCUGUCAUCAGCUGUACUAGUCCUUGUGUACAGACAAGGCCUGGUGUGGGUGGGGACAAUAGCCUGUCCAUUGAUGCCUCUAGCUGGUGCCAUUUCUUGCCUUGUGUUUUUUAUCACCAAUUACCAUGUUGUGCGAUGUGUGUGCAGACCUCCUCUGAAGCGGUGGAACCAGUCCCGUAAUACCAGGUUCUUGAUGGGAUUCCUUCUCAUCACAAUGGCUGCUGUCAUAUUACCAAUGUCUGUGGUCAUAGGCAGUCAGAACCUUAUCCACUUGGGUCAAACAUCCUCCUCCAACCGUUUCUGCGGACCGUUUGGGAGAGGACGCCCUACUGAUGCCUACAGACACUUUGUCGCCCAACUCGACAGCUGGCCAGGUCAGGUGUUAAAAUGGCUGGGCUCCGAUAUUGUUACCAUCCCACUGGUCUUUAUCAUCAUAGCAGUACUGAGCUACCAAGGGAAGCUUCUGUCUGGAGAAAAGCAUUACAGGGUCCUGCUUCAGGCUGAACUUCAACAGGAGAGAGAAGAUAACCAGCAACUCAUCAAAAAGCUACAGGUGGUCGGUAUAGGCAUGUGACAGAAACUUAUGACUGUAGGAAAAACAGAAAGGAAGGAUGCUGACUGAAACACAGAAUAUAGACAAGCUGUUUUACUCAAUAUAAGGAUUCAUUAAUUUUCAAUUCCUUACACAGCUUUGAAAAUGUUCUCUCACAUUGAGGUACCCAGCAGUCUGAAAUGUUACAACCAUCUGAGGUAGAAUUCAAUAAGGAGCAAGGUCUGUGCUAUUUGCAGAUAAUGUUUAUGCCAAGAUGUGAAUUUGCUGUGGUGAAUAAACAUAACUUGAUGUAAUGAUUAUGUGAUCUGUGCUGCGACAAGAAUUUUGGAGUGUGUCGGCAACUUGGUGCAGUGACAAGAAUUUAGGGGUGUGCCUCAGCAGUCCCUUGCAGCGAGAAGAAUUUACAGUUGGAACACUGCAAUCCCUUGCAGUGACAGAAAUUUAAGGGUUGUGAUGGCAUUUCAAUUUCUUGCAGUGAUAGCAAUUUAGGGAUGUGAUGGCAUUUAACUUCUUGCAGUGAUAAGAAUCAGGCUUCUCUUAGCAGAGACCAGUGUUGGGUACAUUUUGCAAUACUAGCAAAAUAUGGACAAAAACAGUCACAAUGAAAGUUCUGAAUUUAUAAUUAUGACAAGUUGAUUGUUAACUUAAACACAUAAACAUGUAUCAGGCAUGAAAAUGGACUGAUUGGUGUAGUUAGGAUGAGAAUCUGCCCUCAUUUUAUCAUAAUUGUAUAUUUUCUGGUGCUGAUAUAAUAAAGGAUUA
This is a messenger RNA of Pecten maximus, 2715 nucleotides long. Its product is annotated as transmembrane channel-like protein 7. Gene Ontology annotation, molecular function: mechanosensitive monoatomic ion channel activity. The transcript has 17 exons. Bases 220 to 1974 code for a protein of 584 amino acids. The record is from RefSeq and is a predicted model, not a curated record. Gene Ontology annotation, cellular component: plasma membrane. NCBI's taxonomy places the organism in Eukaryota, Metazoa, Mollusca, Bivalvia, Pectinida, Pectinidae.